UAGUCAAAAAUUAAAUUUGAAGAAAAAAUAAUAAUGACGUAUUUACGCCGGAAAGUAUUACUAUAAAUUUUUUUAUUUUUCCUUUUAUUUUUUUUCAAGUUUCUCGUUAAGCUCGCUCUCACACAACCGUUGUCUUUUUCCCUUUUUUUUUGUUCUUCCUUCUUAUUCCCGUUUCCUUGGGAAUUGGAUAAAUCUAUUGAACAGAUUCUUUAAGGGUCUCUGAAUCAAAAUUCGAUUUUGGGAUUGCAAGUUUCUUCCUUUUUUCAUUCAACAGAUUUCGAAUUGUACGAUUACAAUUUUAAAAAAAAAAUACAAAAUUUUUGUCUCUUCUGAAAAACCAAUUUGGUUGAUGACGUCACCUGUGAUUGUCGGAAGGAACGAUGAGGAAGAGGAUCCAUCGACGAAACCACUUGGAAGGUUGUCUGUGUUCUACUAUGGAGUUGGACAUAUGCUUAAUGACAUUACUGCUUCUUGCUGGUUCACUUACCUCCUCUUGUUUUUAACCCAAAUCGGUCUCUCCCCAAGGGAUGCUGCAGUUGUCAUGCUCUCUGGUCAAGUUGCAGAUGGUUUUGCUACUGUCUUCGUUGGUGAAUUGAUUGACAGAUUUGGGCAUUUCAAAAUUUGGCAUGCUGCAGGAUCCUUACUAGUUGCUGUCUCAUUUUCAUCUGUUUUUGGCGGUUGUUUGCCUUGUACACUCCUCAACAGUAACUCCCUAACUGUUGAAACAUUAUCGUACAGUAUGUUUGCAGCUAUCUUCAAUAUAGGAUGGGCUGCUACUCAGGUUUCUCACAUGGCUAUGGUAAAUUGCAUUACACUGAACUCAACAAGCAGAGUAGCACUAACAAGCUCCCGUAACGCUUUUAGCAUGGUUGCUAAUUUAGGCUUAUACGCGAUUGCUUUAGUUGUAUUUGGUGUUAGUGAGGCCGUGACAAAAGAAAGUACCGAAUGUCAGUAUCGUUGGAUUGCUUACUCAUCCAUUACCGUUGGCUGCUGCUUUGUGGUCAUAUUUCUUAUGGGGACAAAAGAACCAAGGCUGCGGAUUGAUCUAAAAGAAAGUUGCCGAGCAAGAAUACCGUGGUCUCAUUGGUUCCGUAAAAUUCUAUACUAUCAAGUUGCUAUGGUUUAUCUCCUCACUCGACUAGUAUUGAAUGUUUCUCAGGCAUAUCUUGCAUUCUUUGUUAUUGAUGAUUUGCAGAUGGCUCAAUCCGCUAAAGCGCUGAUCCCCGCAAUAAUCUACAUCUGCAGCUUCGUUGUAUCGGUUAUGCUUCAGGAGAUUCCAUGGAAUGGUAAACGCCUCAAGGCAUACUAUUGUGCGGGUGGUAUCAUUUGGAUAUUCUGCGGUGUAGCAAUCCUCUUAUUGUCCAGAAGCAUUAACUCUUACAUGUAUGCCAUCUCUAUCUUUAUCGGCAUCGCAAAUGCAUUAAUGCUGGUGACAGCAAUCAGUAUGCAGAGUGUGCUGAUUGGUUCGGAACUUGGUGGAUGUGCAUUCGUUUGUGGGUCAUUAAGCUUCUUAGACAAAAUGUCAUGUGGGCUUGCUUUAUAUGUUCUUCAGUCACAUCAAAGCACUUCACCAAAGGUCGAUGUAAACAUCAACCAACAUUUUUACUUCUCGGUGACAAGAUAUGGGUUAGGACUUGUUCCAGCUGUAUGCUCGCUUAUUGGAGUUGUUGUAACAUAUUUUAUGGAACUCGAUAGCACAAUUCUAAAGCCUCUGCGUCAACCACUACUACUAGAAUGAACAGAAGGAAGAUAUGCAACGUUUUCUGAGAACAUAACAAGUAGAGAAACAGAGGCCAGAGAAAAAUGGAGCACCUAAAGAAACAGAGCUAAAAAGAUAACAGAGCACAGAAAACAGAGUAAAGUAAAGUAAAGAAAACAGAACACCCAAAAGAGAGCAAUAAGAUAGACAGAGCAAGUAAAGAAACAAAGCACGGAAAACAGAGGAAUAGGAAGAAACUGAGCAAGUAAAUGUAAAUUAACUUUUCGGCUGAAUGAAUCAUCUCUCAUAAGAACGCACAUAACAUGUGC
Camelina sativa (false flax) is the source of this 2028-nucleotide messenger RNA. NCBI's taxonomy places the organism in Eukaryota, Viridiplantae, Streptophyta, Magnoliopsida, Brassicales, Brassicaceae. The record is from RefSeq and is a predicted model, not a curated record.